Rubroshorea leprosula is the source of this 751-nucleotide messenger RNA. The record is from the annotation of a GenBank genome assembly. Lineage: Eukaryota; Viridiplantae; Streptophyta; Magnoliopsida; Malvales; Dipterocarpaceae.
CCCUUGAAAAUAAAGUGGUGUCAAGUAAAAAAUUAUUAUGCCUAAAGUAAAAAGUUAUUCAAUUUUGAUUUGAAGUAGCAAAUAUUUUACCUAACUUUUUCUCAACCAUUUGUGCUUGCAUGUUGACCAAGGUCCACAGUACUGACCCGUGACCAACUCCGACGAAGCUAAUUGCUAGGGUCAAACCUAACAAGACAGAAGCUCACCUAAAAAUAAUCUAACAUGGCAGAAGAUAGUAAUCAAUGGCCACCAGGUUGGUUUGGGUUGGAAUCGACCCGAGAUCGGACCAAUUAAAGUUGGAAGCAAGACCAGCUACGAUCCAUAACCAACCAUGAUAUGGGUCACAAUUGACGAGCUAAGGUUGAUAAAAUUGAGACCGGGAUUGAAAUUGAGACCAAACCAAAAUCGACCAAAAAUUUGCUACAAGUGAUAUGUACGAUGUGUAUAACCAUCUAUACACAAAACUUACUGGUAUACUCUCGAUACAUGAGUCGAGAGUCUCCUCUUUGUGACCAAAUACCCUCUGGUAUUAGUUGCUGCUCCUAGUCAAGUUAUGACUAAAAGCCUUGACAUCAAAAUUGCUGGAAAUGAAAUCAAACCGAGAUCAAAAUUGAACCAACCUAGUUACAAACCAAUUGCGGUUAUUGAUUUCGCAAAACCAAGACGCUUUAUCCAACCGGUGACCAUUUCUGAAGGAACAGGACAAUGAUUUCAAUUUCCUCCUACUUCCUUAUAAAGCGAAAAAGAGCCA